Molecule: messenger RNA, 5845 nt
Organism: Agrilus planipennis (emerald ash borer)
Lineage: Eukaryota; Metazoa; Arthropoda; Insecta; Coleoptera; Buprestidae
Gene: Mid1
Exons: 3
Coding region: 18-1574 (518 amino acids)
Biological process (GO): calcium ion import across plasma membrane
Cellular component (GO): plasma membrane
Molecular function (GO): stretch-activated, monoatomic cation-selective, calcium channel activity
Source: RefSeq, a predicted model, not a curated record
CCCUGCCUCGUCGCAGAAUGCCCCGGGCCCUCCUGGCGGGCCUGGUGCUGCUCCUGAUGGCCGGCCACCUCGUCGUGCUUGCCGCAUCAUCGUCCUAUUCUUCUUCUUCCUCUUCUUUUACUGUCGCCCAUACCAAUAGCCACAUCACCCCCACCACGACCAGCACCACCACGACCACAAAACCAAGUGUUCGACCAUUGCAGAAGCAGCAGCCGCCAUUUCCACCCUUUCUACUACCGUUCGCAGAAGGACAUCAACAACAGCAAGAUCAAGAACAAGCAGCAGCAGCAGCAGCACCUCUCGAAAUCAUCAACCCUUGGUUGUCGGCGUGCGACCUGCAGCCCGCGAGCGCCACCGACUUGCAGGGCGCGUGCUCCGCCACCAUGUGGGGCCCCGGGACAAGUAUGUGCCUGCCUUCAUGUAGGCGCGGCAACGACGUUCACGCUGAUGACAUUUUGUUUGCUGCUAGUAAAAAUAAAAAUAAUAAUAAUAAAAAACGUAACAGUAACAGUACUAGUAAUCAGUGCCUUUUUUAUUUGGAAGAAUCGCACAAAGACGUGGUGUGCGACCAUCGUCGCGGCUACUCUCCGGAAGAACGACGGGAUGUGCUCGAAAAGCUCAGGAUCCGGCAUUGUUGCGAGCACUCCGUCCUGUCCGCGUUGCCGUUUCCCGCGGUGCCGGGGGACCACGACGACGUGCUUCGUAACGACGACGCCUGCCACCGGCUGCUCGAUGCUCUGCUCGAGGUGGACGCGCUCGCCGCGCGGAUGUCCUGCGAAUACGCGGAAGUGCUCACUCGUUACGAUUGCGGACAAAACUAUUCCAUAGCACACAACUGCAACGACUGCCAGGAGGCGUACCGUCAAUGGGUGUGCAGUUCACUGGUGCCUCAUUUUGCCACGGGCGUCGACAGUGGCGCGUUCAAAAACGGCGCCCGGCGUCUACGUCCAUGCCGCAGCGUUUGCCAGGCGGUUGAGCAGCGAUGCCCGUACAUGUUACCAGGCGAUCGUGCGCCUGCACAUCCUACUCAGUACGCCGGCGAGCCUACAUUUCUUUGCCUAGAUCCGAAUAUCCCGGAGACGGGAGAGCAGCGAGCGAAAUCGUCACACGGAGACGAAGACUGCUGUUACACUCAUUGCGGCACCCCCGGUAGAGGGUUGUGCGUGCAAUGUCCUGGGGCGACGAACAAGACCCAGCCAUCGGAGCCAUUCAACGAUACCCCAGUGCCAGUAAGGUGUGCGGCAGGUACCGCACCACCGAAGUCCUCGAACUGCAAGGCGACCGCCACCGCAACAACAACAACAACCACCAUCAGCACCACCACAACCACAACCACUAGCACCAGCACAACGUCAACAACAAGAGCGGCGACUGCGCACGCGGUCAGCGCAGCAAGAACUCACUUUUGCCAUUUUCAUCUCGUAUGCGCGUGGUGGACUGCGUGUACUAUUGUCUUGUUCUCUUAUUAUUCGCGAACGAUCAGCGACGUUCUGCUACAAUUGUUGGUUCUGUGCGCGAACUGUGUGCGGACACCCUUAUCAAGAAUUAAAACUAAAUGGAGAUCGUGUUCAUAGAAUUAGGCUUGUUAGACGACUAUGUGUUCCGACAUCGAUAUUACUGUUCCAUUUUGGCUCGAGCUGGAAGACUUCACUUUUCACUAAUUAUAAUACGAGUACUCAGUUAUUUGCCAAUUUUAAUAAAAAGUUGUUUUAAAGGUGGAAUUGACGGGUACUCGAAACAAUUGUUACUAAAGGGACGUGACGGAUGUGCACGAAGGCAUAGAAAAGCCAAACGUAAUUGUUUUCUUAAAAAUUCGACUUGUAACUGAAAUUAUAACAUGCAAUUCGAAAUUUCGACUUUCAACUAGAAAUUUGAAAAAAAGGAACUGCAAAUUUCCACUUGUAACUCGAAAUUUACACUCAUUUCGUUUGUGUUGUCUUUACCUACCGUAACUUCCAUUAGUUUAUGGCCUUAUCGUUCUUGUUUUAGCCCUACACAUUCUAUUAUUUACGCGGUUGAACCAAAUCUAAUCUAAUCUAGUCUAAAGCAGUUGAAUCGCAAACAACAAUCGUCAUAACAAUGAGAGGUUGAAAGUUGUAAGUCGAAAUUCAGAGUUGCAAGUUGAAAUUUCGGGUUACAUACGCCGGAAUUUCGAGUUGCAAGUCGAUAUUUCAAAAAAACAAAUGAUGUUUAGCCCAUAAAAAUAUUGCCUUGAGUAUUACUCUUAAUCCACCUACGGUUUACUUGCGAUGUACACCUAAUAUCGUAUUUUUAUUUAUUCGGCCUAGAAGUUAAUGAAAAAGUUGCACAAAUAGAUUAUAUAAUGUACAAUACUGUAUAAGUAGACAUAUUAUGUAGGUUUAUUAUGUACAAUGAUGCUCACGGUGACGGAAGUUUUCUUCGCGUCUUGCAGCUCUUGCCAACGCGGAAAAUUGUGAACAUUUUAGACAAAAUAUCUUCAUGCACAUAGAAAUUAUAACAAUAGGACUGCAAUACAAAUAAAUAUAAAAAAAAAAGAGUCAGAAAAAUACCGACAAGUCAAUUACAAUCUCGGUAUUGUUGUAGGAAUUGACUGGCGCGAGCCAAGUGUACAACUGUUUACAUUCUUAUUAUUCUUUUUUAGCGAGAUGGUAUUUUUAACUGUAAUUACGUAAUUAUCUAUUAAUUAGAUAGGGAUUGGUAUUAACUGACUCUGGUUGAUUGUAAUGGCUGUUGCAAGGUAUAUAGAUAUAAAUGAAGUAAAGUAUAAAGAUAUUAUUGUUGAUGUUGACGAUAUACCGUUCAUUUUGAUUGAUUUAUUUUGAUAUAGCGAUGUUUAAGUCGGUCGCAAUAUUUGUUAAAAGAAAAUUGUGAAUGGUCGUCGGGGAAUCAGUCCGUUAUACAGUGGCAGUAUUGUAAAAGAAAAAUCAACGAUUUUAACUGCUUCACGAAAUGUUAAAAUUGCGACUUUUAACGUUUCUGUUUCGCCGAAAAUUAAUUUCAAAGUACUUGCACGCAUCCGCGCCGUGACCGUGUUGGAUUCGUAACGAAGAAAGAAACAUGCUGAGUAUUUUUUUCACGGAUGCUGCACGGUCGCGGCACGAAUGUAUGUAAAUUAGCCUUUAUUCGUGCCGCAUUGGAACAGCCUUAACCGGCCGGUUUUUGUGGUAACUUUUGCGGGUGAGUCUCUUUUUGGACUGUUCAUUUAACAAUCGCGUAUUUUCAAUACAAAACAACAACAAAAAGGGGCGGGUGGUGUUCCAUAUUAAAAUCACUUUUGGAAUUGUCAACUGCCAUAUGUUUCUGGUCAUAAACCACAAUUUAUUAUUUUAAAUUGAGUUAGAGCAACACCAAUAAUGAAAUGUCUUGAAAAUUGUAUGUUCUAUAAAAACCAAAAUUUUAGAGCUUGGUGCACUUUAAAUUAAAAAAGCGUAUGACAAUAAUUGAAUUGGUACCGACUUAACUACUUAAUUAUAAAAAAAUAUAUUAAACCAUAUUUUACAUUAAAAUUUAAAGUAUUGCUGCUUCUUUAAACAAAUAAAGAUAUUUAAUCAAUUGAAAUUUAAGUGGAACACCAGCCUAAUACCUCCACACAAACUAACAAAUAGUAAAUACUUAUCAAAAGCUAAUUUACCUACAAAAACAAACUUUUCGAAUGACGCUCAAGUCCAUCUAAUUGCCAUUUGAUUUUGCGCAACGUAGAAGUAAGAUAGGUGACGUAGCAUUAAAACUAAACAAAAUUAAAAAUUUACUAUAUUAUAAGCACAUAAAUUUGUACUAAAUUAACAAUUUUUUGGUUUUGUAUACGCAAAAAUUGAGAAAAAGGCGGUGAAGAACAACGGAAGGUUAAGAUUUUGUAAGCUUACAGAAGCACUUAUUAAGAACUGGACUAAACUACACAUACAUACGUAGAAAUUUUAACUUCAACCGAGCACCAUACAUCCAAACACUUGUUUCAGUUCAGUGGAAAGUUUCUGACUGCCAAAUCGUCAUCUCUUCAGUGCUUAGUUUUAGUGGUUAUUUCAGAGGAAAAAUAACAAAGAAAAAACACAAUAUCUUCAUAUCAAUCGCAAACUCAAACGUUUAUAUUUUCUAUUUAUUAAUUGUUUAUUGUAUUCGACAAAAUAGUUAUUGCAAUGUAUUUGGAACUAGUUCACGCAACGAUACACUAGAAAUCAUUUUUGCUUUUUGUAAAAAUUUAUACUGAAGAUGUCAGUCUCAGUUGUGACGAAACGUCUACACAUAACGGUUCAUUUAAACCACCACUCCAACCAAAAUCAUAAUUGUAUUAGUUUUAAUGCUGUUUUUCGGUAAUUUUAUUAAAUUACUUUCAGUAAAUAUUCGUAUGGAUUUUGACUUACAGUUACGUAGAUUCCUUACUUUAUAUAGAAUAUGAAAACUAGCUACUAAUUUAAGAUUGAAAAAAAAAACAUUACUUAGUUUCAAAUUAUAGAAGUAAUAUUACUUGUAGACUGUAACAUUAUUAUCUAUUAAAUUCAUAUAAAUAAAUAACAAAAACCACGAUAGAAUCCAAACCUCUUGUUAAAAUCAAAUGCAGAUAUCAUUGCGUGAACUUUUAAUUCUUUAUAGUAAAGCACAAUGCACUCAAAGCACCCAAAAAUAGUAGAUACUACAGUCAAGAACGUUUGUUCAACGUAAACAAGCAGUUCGUGGACAACCCCACUAAAUUCAACGUAAAAUUGAAUUAGCUCAAACAAUUUCACGAUGUUCCAAAAACAUUGCAGUCGAUCAGGUGUGGAGUCUGUUAAAGUUAAAGGUAAAGGUGCAAAUAGUAUAAAUUAAGAAAACAUAAGAGGAUGAUGUUCCUUAAUUGUUAAUUUAAUUCAGGGUAAAAUUUUUGUGUGUUACUUAUUACUCACAUACUUAUUAUGUUUUAAUGUUUUCAAAUUGUAUUACGGCAAUGUUACGGUGAAACGACGAUAGGUACUAAAACUGCUCCUUAUUUUUCAAUGAGAAAGUUUGAUGUACUAGAAAACAAUAACAUCAAAAUACUCAGUAAGAAAAGUACAAUAACACUUGUAAUAUAAUCAAAUGGCUAUAUAAGAAUAUUUAUUACUUAAAAAACAAAAACAAAUACAAUUACAAUACCUAUUACUACAAUUGUAAUCUAUUACACAAUGUUUACGUUUAACAUUUGGUUUUGUAUCCUAGUACAUCAAACUCCUUACCAAAAAGUGAUCAUUAUUCAUGCAUUAAUGAUAAAUUAAAAUCCUUUCAAAGAAGCUGAAACAGAGGUUAAAAAAAAUUGAAAACUUUUGUUUUAAAGUAAUUAAUUUUUCUUGUUUAUUAUUCCGUGUCCAUCACACAACCUCCAAUUUUAUCCAACCAAGAAAGCAGGGUACACCUAAUUAGUCUCAUAAAUAAUACAUUACUUACAUUAAUUUCUUUGAAAGGUUUUCAUCACUACAAAUAAUCAAAAACUUACUUAAUACAUUUCUUAAUUCUCCAAACAAAAAAAUCAAAAACUUGGCGUUGUAAUUUAGGGUAUGUUAGUCAGUGAUUCUUGAUACGCAAGCCUAAAAUAUGAGACUUCUAAGUAUAUAAAUAUUAAUUUGUUAAAUAAUUUACUCAUUGUAUAGCUAACAUCCAACAAACAAGAAUUAUUUUCUUUAUAAAAAGUUAACGCUUUUUAUUAGUUAUCGUUUUAAAAAUUUAAAGGAUCCUGCUAGAUACUGACGGAAAAUUGAUUUUUGUCAAACCCAUUAAGACUUUGGAUUCUGAUAGUUCUCGAAAUGUUGAUCAAAAGUCUCUUAAACUUACAUUCUUCCUCCUAAAGGAUGUUUGGGAGAUAUGUCAAAAUGCUACGAGACAAAUAAAAAUUUGGAAGAACGUUCCUCAUUCAAUU